GACAAGAAGUGGACGGGGUUGGAAAGAAGACCCUCAGCAGCAGGAAAGGGAACUGGGCAGAGAUGAAGCUACAGGGGUCCCUGGCCUGCCUCCUGCUGGCCCUGUGUCUGGGCAGUGGGAAAGCUGGUCCUCUGCAGGGUGGAGGGCAGGGUGUUGGGGCAAAUGCUGCCCAAGGGGUGGGAGAUGCCAUUAGCCAAGGAGUUGGGGAGGCUGUGGGCCAAGGAGCAGGCCAGGCAGCCAGCUCAGGAAUCCAGGAGGCUGCUGGCCAAGGGGGUGGAGAUGCAGCCAGUUCUGGAAUCCAGGAGGCCAUUGGCAAAGGGGCCAAAGAGGCAGCCAGCUCCGGAAUCCAGGAGGCGUUUGGCCAAGGGCACGGAGGGGAUGGUAGCUCUGGGCUUAGGGAUGCCAGGGGCGAUGCUUUCAGCCACAGGCUCGGGGAAGCAGCCCGCUCUCUGGAACACAUGGGGAGUGAGGCUGGAGGCCAAGCUGAGGAUGUCAUUCGACGCGGACUAGAUGCUGCCCACAACUCUGGGUCUUGGGGGUCAUCUGGAGGCCAUGGCAUGUUUGGCUCUCAGGGUGGCCGGGGCAAUCCUGGUCAUCCAGGGACUCCCUGGAGUUCAGAAAGCAGCUAUGGUACCAACUACGUGGGUAGCUCCAUGGAUCAGGGCAGCGAUGGCAGUGCAUUUAACUAUGAGACCAACCCUCAGGGAGCUGUGGCCCAGCCUGGCUAUGGGUCAGUGAGAGGCAGCAACCAAAAUUCAGGGUGUACCAAUGCCCCACCAUCAGGCUCCCAUGAAAGUUCCAGCAACUCUGGGGAAAGCAGUGGCAGCCAGGGCAGCAGCAGCCAUGGGAGCAGUGGCAGCCAUGGGAGCAGCGGCGGCAGCAGUGGCCAUGGUGGCAGUGGUGGCAGCAGCCAUGGUAGCAGUGGCGGCAGUGACCACAGUGGCAGCAGUAGUCAUGGUGGCAGUAGCCAUGGGAGCAGCACUGGCAGCCGGGACAUAGAAACUUCUAAUUUUGAUGAAGGCUACUCAGUGUCCAGGGGAACCAGUUCAGGCAGCAGAGGUGGAAGUGGUGGCGGAAACAAACCUGAGUGUGACAACCCAGGGAAUGAUUCUCGCAUGUCUGGAGGAUCUAGAAGUCAGGAAACCAGAGAGAGCAGUCACCUCCUUGGGCGUGAGCAAUCAGGCAAUCAGGGUCCAGGGUCCAGUGGGGACAGUGGAAGAAAUGAAGCUGUCAGUGGACUCAAUACUAUGAACUCGGAGGCAUCUUCCAUGCCCUUCAACUUUGACAGUUUCUGGGAGAAUUUUAAAUCCAAGCUGGGUUUCAUUAACUGGGAUGCCUUUAACAAGGACAAGGGGAGCAAACCGUGACUUCCAGACAAGGAAC
This is a messenger RNA of Jaculus jaculus (lesser Egyptian jerboa), 1383 nucleotides long. It is a transcript of the gene Dmkn, whose product is annotated as dermokine. Gene Ontology annotation, biological process: cornified envelope assembly. The record is from RefSeq and is a predicted model, not a curated record. Bases 63 to 1367 code for a protein of 434 amino acids. Lineage: Eukaryota; Metazoa; Chordata; Mammalia; Rodentia; Dipodidae. The transcript is spliced from 13 exons.